Molecule: messenger RNA, 1199 nt
Organism: Cannabis sativa
Lineage: Eukaryota; Viridiplantae; Streptophyta; Magnoliopsida; Rosales; Cannabaceae
Exons: 5
Coding region: 89-844 (251 amino acids)
Biological process (GO): methylation
Molecular function (GO): nucleic acid binding; protein-lysine N-methyltransferase activity
Source: RefSeq, a predicted model, not a curated record
GAACAAAUUGCUGAUGCUUCGUUAACUCAGUUCAGACUUGUUAGGUAACGAGAGAGUGACCAAUUUCCGGCGCUGCACCGCAACAACAAUGGAAGACGAAGUUGAGCUUCCCACCAACCCCAACUCUCUAAGCAACCACACCAACCCUUCCAACGAAGACACCGACGAUGACCCACCAACACUUAGCUCCCAAGCCAUGGCUGCUCUAAGAGAGUUCUUAGCUGAGCAAAGCCAGUCUGUCGCCGAACCCACCAACGAGAACGAUGGUCAGGGUGGUUCUUCAGUGGCUCUAGUCUCCGAGGACUGGAGGCUCAGCCAGUUCUGGUACGAGCCUGACACUGCCGAGACCCUGGCUCGAGAGGUUCUCACUCUCUGCCAAUUGGGUUCGUCUGACUCGGACUUGGGAUCGCCUCGAAUCGCUUGUAUUGCUUGCCCCACGCUCUAUGCUUAUCUCAAAAAUAUUGAUUCGAAUUUGAGAGUGCAACUUCUUGAAUUCGACAAGCGUUUUGAGCAAUAUGGUAGUGAUUUUACGUUCUAUGAUUAUAACCAACCUGAAGAAUUGCCAUUGGAGCUUAAGCAUGCUUUUCAUGUGGUUGUUGCAGACCCUCCUUACCUGAGCAAGGAGUGCCUGGAGAAAGUUGCUGAUAGUAUAUCUUUUCUUGCAAGAAGUAAGGAGUCUCAUUUGCUUCUACUUACAGGAGAGGUGCAAAAAGAUAGAGCAGCUGAGCUGAUGUGCUUGCAGCCUUGUGGUUUCAAGCCUCGACACUCCAGCAAACUUGGAAAUGAGUUUCGGGUGUUCACAAACUAUGAUCCUGGGACACGAUUAGGGGGAUGGGAGAAAUAGAAGUGGCUGACAUUGCCUUAUUCAUUGGUGGGACAAAGAGACAAUUCUUACUUUUGCAGGAAAAUCAUUCAGUUCUAGAAAGAUGACAAUUUCAUCUUAAUUCCAAGCUUUGUCAAUGCAGUAUCAAUGGCUUUGGAGACGGUUAAUGGGGUGAUCAUCUCUUUGUUCUUGUAACUUUGCAUAUUUCACUUGUUUUGGAGGAAGAAAGAAAAUUGAAGCGAAACUUAAGUUACCCUCACCCUAUCUGGAUAAUGGCUUACUUGUGUUCACCUCUCUACUAUUCCUAAGAUUCUUCAAGUUGGUGUUCUUACUGCAUUUUAUAAUUUAUUACAAAUAUGAAUCAUUGGUUUAGGUA